Molecule: messenger RNA, 1730 nt
Organism: Zootoca vivipara (common lizard)
Lineage: Eukaryota; Metazoa; Chordata; Lepidosauria; Squamata; Lacertidae
Source: RefSeq, a predicted model, not a curated record
UGGUGAUAUCCCUUCACCUCUCACCCAGAACAUCAUUCUCAGGUUACCAGAUCUGUAAGGGCCAUGGGAAAACAGAGGGUGACUGAUGAUCAUUGGAGCUCUAGAGGACAAUGCCAUGCUGACUAUAGCAGCGGGAAGAAGCACGACAACGUCUAAUUGCUUUUAUGCUCUCCGUGUGGUGUUGCACUGGGAAUGAAUGUUUUCACCUAGAGAACGGCUUGGGAUAUAUAUUUUUGUCUACAGCCAGAGGAGCAAAGCUUCUCCACAAUGAAGCUCAGCUUUGCCUUUAACCUCUCAUUGGUUUUUGCAGUGGGAAUGCUUCAUGUUGCUAAGGCAGCACAAGGGAAAUAUGCUCAAAUGCUCUUUAAUGAGCUCUUUGAAGACUAUUCAAAUGCUCUCAGACCAGUGGAAGAUACAGACACCGUACUGAAUGUCACUCUUCAGAUCACUCUCUCCCAAAUAAAGGAUAUGGAUGAGAGAAACCAAAUUCUGACCGCCUACCUAUGGAUUCGACAAACAUGGUACGAUGCCUAUUUGAAGUGGGACAAGGAUGAAUAUGAUGGGCUGGAUUCUAUCCGAAUCCCCAGCAAUCUGGUAUGGAGACCGGACAUUGUCCUUUAUAACAAGGCUGAUGAUGACUUUUCUGAGCCUGUGAAUACUAACAUUGUAUUGAGGCACGAUGGGAAGAUUACUUGGGAUGCACCGGCUAUAACAAAAAGCUCAUGUGUGGUGGAUGUAUCUUACUUCCCCUUCGAUAGCCAGGAGUGCAACCUAACCUUUGGUUCUUGGACCUACAAUGGUAAUCAGGUAGAUAUUUUCAAUUCUUUAGACAGCGGCGACCUCUCAGACUUUAUAGAAGACGUGGAGUGGGAGAUUCACGGCAUGCCGGCUGUUAGGAAUGUGAUAACCUAUGGCUGCUGCUCAGAGCCUUAUCCAGAUGUUACAUUCACCCUUAUUUUGAAAAGGAAAUCAUCUUUCUAUAUAUUUAACCUGCUGCUUCCUUGUCUGUUGAUAUCUUUUCUGGCUCCACUGGGAUUCUACCUCCCAGCAGACUCUGGAGAAAAAGUGUCUCUGGGGGUCACUGUUCUGCUUGCCCUGACCGUGUUUCAGCUAAUGGUUGCGGAGAGCAUGCCUCCUUCUGAAAAUGUGCCUUUGAUCGGUAAAUAUUACAUUGCUACUAUGACAAUGAUCACAGCAUCCACAGCACUGACCAUCAUUAUAAUGAAUAUCCAUUACUGUGGAUCAGGAGCCAAGCCUGUCCCACAGUGGGCGAGGGUGGUCAUCUUGGACUAUAUGUCAAAGAUCUUCUUCGUUUAUGAUGUUGGUGAAAACUGCACAAGUUUGCAACGUGUCAAAGAGCAGGACCCAAAGGUGGAAAAGAUGAAUAGCGCUUGUCGAAAAGACCAAGACAGAUACGAAGGGAUGAGGAGGCCCCUUGCCAAGGGCAGUGGAGUCCCGGGUGAAAAUGCCAGGGAUAUUGUUAGUUGCUGUUCCUGCUACAGAAUCCUGAUCAAGAAUAUUGAAUAUAUCGCUAGCUGCGUGAGACGCCACAAAGCCAACCACGCCAAAGGAGUGGAGUGGAAGAAGGUAGCCAAAGUGAUGGACAGAUUCUUCAUGUGGAUCUUUUUCAUCAUGGUCUUUUUCAUGAGCGUUUUGGUCAUUGGCAAAGCACUUUAAGGAGAAAUGCAACCACGGCUGCAUAUUCCUCAAGCACCCCCUGUUAUAUUAAA